Messenger RNA from Cyphomyrmex costatus, 1995 nucleotides. Its product is annotated as serine protease easter-like. Gene Ontology annotation, biological process: proteolysis. The record is from RefSeq and is a predicted model, not a curated record. Lineage: Eukaryota; Metazoa; Arthropoda; Insecta; Hymenoptera; Formicidae. Gene Ontology annotation, molecular function: serine-type endopeptidase activity. The coding region runs from base 258 to 1403 and encodes 381 amino acids. The transcript is spliced from 5 exons.
GCCGAUCAGUACUGGUUUUCAUCUGACCUGUGGUACAUCUCGGUUGAAUGCGAACUCGACAGGAAAGGCCGACGUAAACGACAAGUGGAAUUAUUACAUUCCCUAACGGAGUACGAGCCUUCUAUCUGAAGGACGUUAAUUGACAAGAAUCACUGGAGCGAAACAGGGAAAUCCCCGCUCGAUCUGAUCCGUAAGGGAGAGAGAAAGAGUGAAAGAAAAGAAUCAUUAUAAAACAUUAUUGAUUCGUGAAGAAUUAUAUGCUCGUAUCACAAAUAAACAUGAUGUCCGUCAGCUUAUUCGUCUUUUUCCUCGCUGUAAUAACAAUUGAUGCACAGAAUGAGUGUUCAAAUGGUGAUGCUAAUUGCGUUAACAUUCGCAAGUGUCCAGAAAUCGUAUCUAUCUUAACGAGUUCAAGACCGCUUUCGGCAGAAACACUGCAGACGCUUAGAAAUUUGCAAUGUGGCUUCGAAGGCAACGAUCCGAAGGUUUGUUGCAGUCAGUCAUCAACAACGACAGAAGCUCCAGAUUCAGAAAAUCUUCCAAAUCCACCAGAUGUUUCGAACCACCCAAAUCUACGUCUAUUAGAUCAUACAUUGUGUGGACCCGUCACUCAGCGGCGAGUAGUUGGCGGCAACAAAACUGGAAUUUUCCAGUUUCCAUGGAUGGCAUUAAUCGCAUACGAUACUGGAAGACCAAACCCGGAAUUCCGUUGUGGCGCCACGGUCAUUUCCUCACGCUACGUCCUCACAGCCGCUCAUUGUGUAACUUUCCUUCCAGCAGGUCUACAACUGAUAGGAGUCAGAGUAGGGGAUCACGAUAUAAGCAAGGAACGAGACUGCGAUUUGAACAAUCAAGGGCAAGAAGUCGUGUGUGCCGAAAGAUAUCAGGAUUUCGGGGUGGAUAGCUUUCAGGCUCAUCCGGAAUACACGAGAACAAAACUGCAAAAUGACGUCGCGCUUAUCAGGUUGAAUAGUACAGUGGACUUCAGGCCUCUUAACGUCAAACCUAUUUGUUUGCCGUUUGGCUCUGCGACAGCAAUAAAUAAGAAAGUGGGUGUAGUGACCGGUUGGGGAGCGACGGAAUUAGGCCCACGUAGUCAGGAUCUCCUGCAAGCGAAGCUGCCACUAGUGGACUACAAUGAGUGUAAAGAAAUAUACAGGCGGACCACGGAGAUCUGGUACAAGCAGCUGUGUGCCGGCGGCCAAAUGAACGUGGACUCCUGUUUGGGCGACAGCGGUGGACCCCUGCAGGCAGCUAGUAUAUACAAUGGUAGAUCAGUACGUAUCGUCCAGUAUGGUGUCGUCAGCUACGGACUAAAACAGUGCGGCACCGAGGGAUUCCCCGGAGUCUAUACCAAUAUCGUCUAUUACAUGGACUGGAUUCUCAACACACUAGCAGAUUAAAACGAGACUGAAGCAUUGCGGAACGAAGUCUUUCAUAUUGAAUACUUUUAAUCUCCGUGCUCACAGGAUAUGGUGACGCAGACGCGGUAUUCCCCAUCGUGAUAAGAAUGAGAAAAUUAAUUUGGCGAAGCGCCCAAUAAUAUUGUAGACGAAUAAAAUGGAUUUCAAAUGGUUAGCAGAUCGAGUAAAAUUGUAACGUCUAAGAAGGAAUAUCUUUAAUGCUUGUGAAAAUAGGCGAUUUAGAUAAUUCGCAAAAUACCGUUCUUGUGUAUUUUUAAUUAAUAAAAAUAAUUAGUGUUGAUUUUUUAAAAACUUUCGUUAUCUUUUUAGUAGAAUAAAGUGUCUUACUGCCGAUAAAACUUUAUUCCAUUAGACGACGUCUUCUCGGCAACAAGUUAAAUUUUACGCUAUUUUAUUGCAUGUGAGAUAAGCGUGUUUUUCUUCUCAUCUUUGAUAAAAAGUAAAAAAAAAAAACAAAAAAAGGGAGAGAGAGAGAGAGAGAGAGAGAGAGAGAGAGAGAGAGUUUUUCACUCACUAAUGGAUAUAUGUACUAUAUCGAUGCGUGAUUAUGAUUUAUAAUGUUAACAUAUCA